AGCGUGUUGAUGCGCGAUUUACAGUAUGUGUUCUUUCCAUAGACCGCAACGGUUCCACUUUGUCUGGUAUACUUUCUAAGUAACAAUUUUGUUUAACAUAGAGGUGCGUUCGAGAUCACAGAGCUAUCAGAAAUGACGUCUCUGGCCCAUCAGCUCAAGCGGCUGGCUCUGCCCCAGAAUGACCCCAGUCUGCUCAGCAGGAAGGAUGUGGCCUCCCUCCUCUUCGACCCAAAAGAGGCUGCCAGUAUCGACAGAGACACCUUCUUUGCCCUGGGCUGUACAGGUCUGGAAGAACUCCUGGGAAUUGAGAGCGCCUUUGAGGAGUUCCAGGAGACUCUCUUCAGCCAGGCUUCCAAGGGCCUGGAGCGGAGUGUCCAGACCAAGGAGGUCAACCAGAAGCUGGAUGCGAGCAUCUCAUUGUUCCUCACCCGUCUCUCACCAUACUUCCUGCUGAAACCAGCGCAGAAGUGUAUAGAGUGGCUGAUCCACAGGUUCCACAUCCACCAGUACAACCAGGACAGCCUCAUUGCUUGCUCUCUGCCUUAUCAUGAAACCAAGGUCUUUGUGAGAGUCAUUCAGCUUCUGAAAAUCAAGGACCCCACACACCGCUGGAACUGGCUGCAGUGUCUCCAGAAACCUGGGGUUCCCUUGGCCAGAGGAACUCUGAUCACACAUUGCUACAAAGACCUGGGAUUCAUGGACUUCAUCUGCAGUCUAGUUACGAAGUCAGUUAAGGCCUAUUCGCACUCUGGUGAAAACUGUCCUCAGCUCAGAGUGAUUUUCUCUUUCUACGCCUCCACCAUCAUCCCUGCUUUGGAUGCUGUGGAGAAGGUUACAGAUGCACUGGUAGCUAAACUACUUCCUUAUGUUCAGAAGGGUCUGAAGUCUUCACUUGUCGAUUACAAGGCAGCCACCUACAUGAUUGUUUGCCAGCUUGCAGUGAAGGUGGUGAUGGAGUCGCACCUCGUCGACACGCUCGCCCUGCAGAUCAGCAAGUCUGUGGUUAAGACCCCCACGCUGCCCAGAGAGGGCCUGGGCUCUCUCAUCGUCCUGCUGCAGAACCAGAAGGCUGAGUCCAUCAGCGAAAAAGCCUUUGGCUACCUGUCUGCGAUCCCCACCUUGGUGCCCACACUCAAGGACAUCGCGUCUGUUUAUGACAUUGGGCCACUGCUCCGCUGCCUGCUGCCUCACCUGGUUCGCUUCGUAGUCACUGACAAAGAGCCAGAUACUGCAGAGACCUUGGAGAUGACCAACUUUGGAGGCAUUCUGGCAUCCAUCCUUCAGGAACUUGCCUUAACGAAUGGCUUGGAAAACACAGUCGCAAAUCUGUUUCUCCAGGAGUAUCUUUCCCAUGGUGCUCUGCUGCAGACAUCUGCAGAUGGGAUUUCUAACCUGAAUCAGCGACUGCAGCCGCUCAUACGAACCCUCGAGUCAAAGUACCCUGGAGCCCUGGAUGUGGUCCUAGAGGGCCACGUCAGUGACAUCUCUAAUAAGGAAGAACAGAACCUCUUCCACCAGUUCAUCUCACUGUCCCUGAGCAGUGGGAAGUACAAGAUUAUUCCGGAAUCUGAUACCACGUUACUGCUUGGCCUGAACCACCCUUUGCCGUCUGUGAGGAACCUGGCGCUGGAACAUCUGAAGGAGAUCCUGAGGACUGGGCAGGCCGGCUUUGAUGAGGACUUCCUGAGGGAGGCUGUGUUGGAGCGGUUGAGGGAUGAUGUCCCAGAGGUGGUGCUCGCAGCACUCAAAGCUAUGCAGGUGAAUUCAGAAUUCUUGAGCGCUGAGGACAUGGUUUCCUCUCUGCUCUCACUUUUUCAGCGCACAGAUGUCUCCAAGGCAGGAAAUUGGUUCCCUGUACUGAAGGAGGCCAUGAGGGUCCUGGAUAACACCCACCUCUUAGAGGAGAUCCCCACCCUGAGGAACAGAGUGGUUACGGAGCUGCUGCCCUUCUUGGUGAUCACCUGUCCAUACGAGAACCUUCCAGAGUACCAGGUGGCCAGUUGCGUCGCCAGGUCUUCUCUGAUUUCCCAGCAUCCACUCACACAGGGCUGGUCCCAAGCCCUGGAGGAUGUGAUGGCAAGAACCUGCCCAUCAGAUGUGAUGGGUGUAGCCAACCAGCAGCUCAUCUCCACCAUGACCAAGAACCUCUUGGGAAUGGAGGCCUCCUCCAAGCGCAGCUGUCUCGACGCCUUAGUUGAUGCUGUCACGGCCCAGAGGAGCAGCCCGCGAGAGAGGACAGGAUUCCUUGUGCUGACCUACACCCUGGUGCACGGCUUGGGUGACUUGCAUGAAGCUCAGCACUUCCACAUAGCCGAGAGGGCACUCGACCUGCUCGAACCCCAACUGCGGGAGGUUGCUGCAUGGAACCCUGGCCCGGAGAAGGUUCUGCAGCCGCUCGAGGAGCUGCGUGACACGCCGUUCCCCCCCUCGCAAUGCUUGGAGGGGUAUCUGAGCCGGCUGUACACUGGGGACGGGGGGGAGCAGGAGAAGGGGUUUCUACUGCUGCUGCUUCUCAGAGCCUACAUCCGCAACUUGAGCUGCGCCACCUCCACCCUCAAAGAGGAGACCUGGUGGAACCCAGAGAAGCUGGACAACACUACAUGCUGCUACCUCCGCCUUCUCAUCCGACUCUUCGAGAUGACCAUCGCUGGGGCCAGCCAGGGACCCCUUGCCCCCGGAUUCCGGGCUCUCAUGCGGCUCCUGUUCCAGGUCCACCUGAGCGAGCUGCCGGAGCUCUUCGGUUUCCUAUCCCUGUUGUGGGGGUAUGGCUGGAGCCAGAGUGACCAGCUGGACCACAGGGUGGGCGCCGUGCUGCAGACCCAGGCACUCUACGUUGGUCGGGCUCUGCUCUCCAGCCAGAACGGGAAGAACCUCAAGCUGCUGACAUCCGCCACCUCUCCAGUGGUGCCCUCCCUGCUGAUGUGCCUGGGCUCCCCCGUGCGGGAGGUGCGGAGGGCGGCGGUGGCAGCCCUCCAGGAGCUGGGUGGUGCGGACGCCUCCCCAUUCCACCUUGUCACCAAGAAGCUGCUGCAGGAGACCGAGGAGCUCAUCACAGAUCCUUCCCACGUGAGCCAGGCCUUGGGGAAGAUGUAUGAGGAGGCCAUUGCAGGAAAGGGUAAGGCCCAGGACAAGAAGAUGAUAGCAUCGGUGGAUCAACUGCUGGGCUGUGUCCAGUCACCUGACUGCCCUUCCUACACUGCCAGGGCUCUGCUACAGCUCCUCCGGGAGGUCAACGGAGAGGCUGUGCUGGAGGUCCUUCUACCUGCCAUGGAGCGACUGCUGGACCAGAGUGGGCCAGAUGGCCCGACGUUCCUCAAAGACGAAGCCCUGCUGCUGCAGUUCCUGCUGACCAAGUACAACGAACAGUCGGCCCCUCUGCUGGCCCGCCACAAGGGCAGCUUGGAGUGCUUCAUUCGUGCCACGGGCACGUUGCUGGAGCCCUUCCCUGGAAUGCCCAGUUUCCAGCUCGUUGCACUGGAGCAGAUCACGAAGCCCUUCUUCGCUGCUCUUGGGGACGAGAAGGUCCAGCAGAGGCUCCUGGCAGUGAUGUUCGAUUUGCUGGUGGACUGCAAAAACCCAGUGUGUGCACAGACCAUCAAUGGGGUCUUCAAAUCGAUCACUGUCGACGGGGAGCUGGUGGCUGCUGAGUUCGGUCCUGUGGAUCGGCCCAAGGUCUCUGGGAGUGUGCAUCAAACCCGUAGGAGUAAGAUGCUGCACAGGAAAGCCCAGGACUCUGCUUCGGGACCACCAGAUGGGAUAUCUGCAGUACCCUGGCAGAGAGUGACUCUCAUCCUGGAGCUCCUUCAGCACAAGAAGAAGCUGAAGAGACCCCAGAAGUUGGUGCCCACCCUCUUCAGCCUUCUCUCCAGGUCUCUUGAGCCAGUCCAGGAUGAUGUGACUAAUCUGGAGUACACCAAGCAGCUCAUCCUCAGCUGCCUCCUCAAUGUCUGCUACAAGCUCUCCCCUGAUGGAGCACUUAUCAGCAAAGAUGUCCUUGAAGAGGAGAAGUUCAAUGUGGAACUGGUUGUCCAGUGUUUGAGGGGCUCCGGCAUGCCACAGACCCACCACCACGCUUUGCUGCUCCUGGGGACCAUGGCCAGAAUAUUCCCUGAGAAAGUUCUUCACAACAUCAUGCCCAUCUUCACCUUCAUGGGUGCCAACGUCAUGCGUCUGGAUGACGCCUACAGCUUCCAGGUCAUCAGCAAAACGGUGCAGAUGGUCAUUCCUGCCCUUAUAAAGGCUUAUGAGGGCGGGCCCUCGCAGUUGCCGGGCCGCACCGAGAGCAUGGAGACCGUGGUGAUCCGUGUGGUGCACGUGUUCGUGGACGCGCUGCCCCAUGUUCCCGAGCACCGUCGAAGACCCGUCCUGGCAGGGCUCAUGACCACCCUGGGAGCCGGCCACUUCCUCUGGGUGCUGCUGCUGCUGCUCUUCAAGCAGCACGCCAUGCAAGCCACGUCGGCCGAUGCGGGUGUGGAUAAGGAGACAGCACUACAGAGGGAUGUGGAGUUCUGGAUUUCUGUGUGCUGUGAGUUCGAAGUCCCCGAGCAGCUGCUGUCACUUUUCAAGAUCCUGAAGUAUCUAAGCAGGCUUCCGGAAGACAAGGAGGAUGAUGCAGACAAGGCCAAGACGCGCCACCGAGGGACAGAGAAAGAGGGCACCGAUACUCUGCUGUUCAACGUGGAGAUGCACAGCGGCAAGGAGCUGCGCCACUACAAAUUCCUGUCCUUGUCGUUCUUGUCCCAGCUGUUGGCCUCCGAUGGCUUUGUGGGGAAGGUGGCCGACUGUGACUUAGAGUCACAAAAUCACCUGCAGAGUCUCCAGCAAAGCCUCCUCGAGGAGAUCCUGUGCUACAUCAACAGUGUGGCCCGUUGCGUGGAGGCCAACGCAAACAAGCCCACCGCAAAGUUCUGGAGGGCGAUGCUCAACAAGUCCUACGAUGUUUUGGACAAGGUGAUCGCCCUGCUUCCUACUGAUACUUUCAUCACUGUGAUGAGAGGCCUCAUGGCCAACAAGCUGCCAUCGGUACGACGCAAGGCCAUGGAGCUUCUCAACAACAAGCUGCAGCAGAAGACUGUUUGGAAUAAUGACCAGGUCUGCGUGCUGCUAAAUCUGACCAAGGACCUGCUGAGCAUCGUGAGCCGGGGCCAGCAUGAGGACGACGAAGAGGAGGAAGAGCAGGCCAUCAACAGGCAAACUGCCCUCUACAGCCUCAAGCUGCUGUGCCGCAGUUUCGGCGCCAGCCACCAAGAGGCAUUCGUUCCCGUGCUGCACGGUGCCAUGGAGCUGGUGACCUCCCCCCAUGAGGACAGGAACGUGAUGGGCAGCGCCCUGCUCUGCAUCGCCGAGGUCACUAGCGCGCUGAAGGCCCUGGCCGUCCCACAACUGCCAAGACUGAUGCCAGCAGUUCUGCAGACUCUUAAGGAGCGCAAGGAGCUCUUCUCCAACAAGGUGUAUCUGCUGAGCGCCGUCACGGCCCUGCAGCGUGUGUCGGAGACGCUGCCCCAUUUCAUCAGCCCAUACCUGAAGGACAUCCUGCUCCAGGUGUCUCGCCUCACCCGUGUUGUGGAGCAGUGCACCAAGUGCCCACAGCUGCCGGUUCGACUGGCCUCCCUCAGGGCCACCCUUGCCACCAAGGUGCCAUCUCGUGUCCUGCUGCCUGCUGUCACUAUGUGCUACAGCCAGGUGGCGCAAUCCCAGCAGAAUCGUCUGGGGCCCUUGAUGGACAUUCUGAAGGACCACAUUGUUCACAUGGAGCGGGACGAGCUGACCGGACACCAGUCAGAGCUCACCUCCUUCUUCCUCACUGCCCUGGACUUCAGGUCCCAGCACAGUCAGGGUAACCUGGAGAAGGCGAACGAGGCGGAGGGCUGCAUCAUCCACUGCCUGCUGGCCAUGAUCUUGAAGAUGUCGGAGGCCUCCUUCAGACCCCUGUUCUUCAAGCUGUUUGACUGGUCCAAGACAGAAGGAGCUCCCAAAGACCGGCUGCUGACCUUCUGCCGCCUCGCCGACAGCAUCGCCGACAAGUUGAAGGGGCUCUUUGUUCUUUUCGCCGGGCACCUGGUCAAGCCCUUCGCAGAUCUCCUUAACCAGACCAACGUCACAAAGACAGACGAGGCCUUCUUCGACUCGGACGACAACGUGGAGAAGACGUGCCUCCUCCUGCAGUACGUUCUCGACUGCCUGCACAAAAUCUUCCUGUACGACACCAAGCACUUUGUCAGCAAGGAGCGGGCGGACACACUCAUGGCUCCCCUUGUUGACCAGCUGGAGAACACCUUGGGAGGAGUGGAGGUCUAUCACGCUCGGGUCACUGAGCACCUGGUGCCCUGCAUCGCCCAGUUCUCCAUAGCUGUGAGAGAUGACUCGCAGUGGAAACCUCUCAACUACCAGGUCCUGCUGAAGACCCGACACAGUUCACCCAAGGUGCGCUUCUCCUCUCUUCUCAUGCUUGUGGAGCUCGCGGGCAAGCUGAAGGAGAACUACAUGGUCCUGCUGCCUGAAACUAUUCCCUUCCUGGCAGAGCUCAUGGAAGAUGAGUGUGAGGAGGUGGAGCACCAGGUGCAGAAGGUCAUCCACGAGAUGGAGGUCAUCCUGGGAGAGUCUUUGCAGAGCUACUUCUGACCACAGUCUCUGGAAACAUGACUUAUGUGAUGAUGAUCAUGUGCCUUUUUGUCUGUUUCCAAGACAGUCACGACUUUACUGAAACAAGGGUGAAUAGAGUGCAUUUUACUCUGGAUAAUAUAUGUCAUACAUCAAAGGGCACAGAAACCAUCCUUUUUCUGCAGGUUCACUUCUUGUGUCAGAAUGAUCCUUUAUCCAUUAAAUCCAUUAUGUUUUAUUUUUUUAA
This is a messenger RNA of Scleropages formosus (Asian bonytongue), 6847 nucleotides long. RefSeq names its product HEAT repeat containing 1 (gene heatr1). Lineage: Eukaryota; Metazoa; Chordata; Actinopteri; Osteoglossiformes; Osteoglossidae. Gene Ontology annotation, cellular component: 90S preribosome; small-subunit processome; t-UTP complex. Gene Ontology annotation, molecular function: snoRNA binding. Gene Ontology annotation, biological process: positive regulation of transcription by RNA polymerase I; maturation of SSU-rRNA from tricistronic rRNA transcript (SSU-rRNA, 5.8S rRNA, LSU-rRNA). The transcript is spliced from 45 exons. The record is from RefSeq and is a predicted model, not a curated record. The coding region runs from base 133 to 6621 and encodes 2162 amino acids.